Messenger RNA from Eimeria mitis, 1068 nucleotides. RefSeq lists its product as uncharacterized. Gene Ontology annotation, biological process: proteolysis. The record is from RefSeq and is a predicted model, not a curated record. Gene Ontology annotation, molecular function: cysteine-type endopeptidase activity. The coding region runs from base 1 to 1068 and encodes 355 amino acids. Lineage: Eukaryota; Apicomplexa; Conoidasida; Eucoccidiorida; Eimeriidae. The transcript is spliced from 7 exons.
AUGAGCAACCCGAGCUACCCUAUGCAGUCUCAACUGAUCUACCCGCAGCAGCAGCAACAGCAGCAGCAGCAGCAGCUACUGCAGCAACAGCUGCUGCAGCAGCAGCAAGAAGAACAGCACAUGCAGCUGAUGGCUGUGCUGCAGCAGCAGGAGCAGCGAAUCCUUCAGCGGGAGCAGCAUCUCCUGGCUACCGAUAUCUCCAAUAGCUCUGCGCUGGGCGAAGCAACAGCAGCAACAGCAGCAGCAGCAGCAGCAGCAGCAGCAGCACAGGACUCCCUGCAUAGAAGACAGGAAGCUUACACACUUCCUCAGCAUGACGCGAUGCACUGGAGCACCCAGCAGCAGCAGCAGCAGCAGCAGCAGCAGCAGCAGCAACCGAUAGAAUAUUUUACAGCUCCUGCUGGCUUCGCGUCCUCUACAUCUCGUCUGCCCGGUUCUGUGCCGUUUGCCUAUUCCUCCGGCCCCUCCCUGCAGCAGCAGCAGCAGCAGCAGCAGCAGCAGCGGCAGCAGCAGCAGCAGCAGCAGCCGCACGUGAUUGCUGGCCACCGCCCCCAGUCUGCAACAGUUGGUUAUAAUAGGCAGCAGCAGCAGCAGCCGCACGUGAUUGCUGGCCACCGCCCCCAGUCUGCAACAGUUGGUUAUAAUAAAAGUUUUGGCGUGAAGGAGAAGGGGAGGGUGUGGGGUGUAACGCGAGCUGUGGUGGUGGGGUGUACCGCGUUGAAUUGGCUGGUUAGAGACGCCGUCCCAGGCGACAGCGCGUUGAAUUGGCUGGUUAGAGACGCCGUCCCAGGCGACAGGCUCUUCUUUUACUUCAGCGGGCACAGCACCCAAGUAGACAACCUCUCGGCGUACGAGGGAGAGGGGUAUGAUGAGGCGCUGCUGCCUGUUGACUUCGAUUCCUUGGGCAGCGAAGAAGACGCUAAUCUGCUCCUCACCACUCACGUUAAGGAGGUGCUGCUGAGCGUCUCCGCUGACGUGCAUGUGUGCAUGAUACUGGAUACCUGCGGCUGUCAGACGAUCCUCGACCCAGCAGGCACAGGCAGCGUCUGGACCUUCAUCAAGGGUUAG